Molecule: messenger RNA, 1952 nt
Organism: Rotaria sp. Silwood2
Lineage: Eukaryota; Metazoa; Rotifera; Eurotatoria; Philodinida; Philodinidae
Source: the annotation of a GenBank genome assembly
AUGGCUGCUGCUCCAUCUACUAUCACGUUUUGCACGACAAAACAUAUCGUUCCAUGUGAAACGCGACAUGCUCAAUCACUGACUUUCUCGCCAGAAGAUCUCAAUCGUUGGUCGGACAAGUCAAAUAGAAAGAAAAAGCAGAUACUUUCUCUAGAGAAUGGACAAACAAAUUACCCGAUGAUUAAGGAUUUUCACCAUCGUGUUAAAAAUGCUUUUGUGGCUACGAUAUUUGAAGCAUAUUGCAAUCAUUAUCCACUCGAAUUAUCUGUUGAAGACUUUUGGGUUGCUAUUGCUCAAGGUGUCAGUAUUCAUUUGAAUGAAAAUGCUGAGAAGUUUCGCCAUCUUCUUGUUUCACACGAAGGAAAAAAGACGUUAAUAUUGCCCGUCGAUAGUCUUCGCAUUCCAGAAUCAGAUCGAUCAGCUGGUGGAAAUAAAUCUAUUCCGGCCAUCAACUGGCCAAAAGCCGUCCGCCAAAUGUGCCAGCUGAUUAGAGACGACAUGAAAAUGGAUCUCGCCACCUUGAUGACCAAACGAUUUUCAAACACUACCAACGUUGAAGGAGCUGUGUUUGACUGUACUCUAAUGGAUACUGUCAAAUCGUACUAUGAAUAUGGAUUCAGUUUGACAUGCGGCAUUCCACAAGUAACACUUCGUGGUUUGCCCACUGAUUUUCAAGAACUAAUCGAUCGAGUUCAACAACUCAAACUGCUCUUCACCGACUUUCACUGGUGGUUUGAUGCUUUAUUGCCAAAUCUUGAAAAGUUGAAGGAGAGCGCCGAAGGAAAACCCGAUAUCGACUGGUGGCAAAAGAUUUGUCAUCAGGACAACAGUGGAUCAGGCGUCAAUCUUUUAUUGGGAUGGCUGGCAACUUUUGUUCCCGUAAGAUUUUAGUUACUGUUGUUACAGAGCACAACAAUUUUCUGAGCAAACAAUCUCGUAGACCAAAUGACAAAAAACACAGCGUUGAAUAAAAUCUUCUCACUCGAGUGUUUAUAUCCACUCUUAUCCUUUCAAGAUAUGCUUGUAACAAAACACUGUUCUGUUCUAGUACAAAAUGGAUGACAAUGGCCACUACAUUAAAGCUUGUCAUGAACAUCAUCAUCGUGAGCAUGUAUGCAUUUCGUUACAUCACUACACUGUAAUGUAUUCACUAUCGUUCCAUCAUUCUUAGGGUGUGAUCUAUGGAAUCGACUUCGGCGACCUUGAGGAGAGUAUCAGUCAAACAGGAUUCUUCCUAGAUGAUAAUGGAAACAAAACAUCAAUGCAGCUAAUUGCUGGAUUUCUUGGUAUCGGUCAGAAUCCGGAGACGAAUGCUCUACGUCCAUGUCUUGGAUGGGUAACCGCUGUAUCUUCAGAAGAAGAGAUCGCUCAAUUUUACUACAUCAAAUUCAAGAAGGACACGCCUAUUGCGGAGAUCAACAGGUACUCAUUCUAUUGUUUUCGAUCACUUUUAAUUUUCGAGUAAUUACAGGAUCAAAGAGAACAUUGUGCAAGAAGGUGGGAAAAUUCGUCAUCAGUUUAAUCGGGAUUACAUUUCGCUCUCCGCUGCAGUUACUGAAUGUUCACUUUCAUGGCUCAAAGAAAACGAGCAUAUUGCAGAAAUGACCUUAGGCCGCUAAAUGUGAUCUUUUUCAUAUGUGAUGUAUUGAUAUAUUCUCUACUAUUAUGAUUAAUAUACACUAUAGACUCUUUUGAUAAUUUUAAGUAGUUGUGCCUUUUAAUCACUAUCAAGGUACGUUUUGUACCGAACUAUUAUUCGUUCAUUAAUAAAGUUGCUCGUUUUCUUGCUAGUAAAGAUAAAAUCGCAGCUGCAACACUGAAAAAUGUUUGCUUUAAAAUACCUACUGAAGUCUGAAUAGUUUCAAGAACAUGUUUGCCCGAAAAUUCUCUUGUAAUCGCCUGUAGUCAGGAAAACGAAUUCUAUGAUUUAAAAUGCUGUUCUUACAAUUGUG